AUAUAAAUAUAUACACAAACACAAUCUUACUUAGCUUAGUUUUUAUUAUUAUCUUCCAAUCUACCUAUACUCUAUCAUGGUGAAACUCAAAACUCCCUUGCCCAAACUCACAUGUAGAGUAUAGUAGAAUAGAUCUUCAACUUUCUCCCCCACUUACUUCAACUUCCUCUCGAUUCUAGAAACCCUAACACACACACCUCAAUUUUCGUUGGUAAAAAAAAUUAUUUUUCGCCUUUCUUUUCAGCUUUUUUUAGGGAGAGAAGGUGGAGAGUGAUAUGGAAUUCGACGAGCAAGAGGAGCAGGAGGAGGAAAUGGGGAUGCCGGACCCGCCGGUGCCAGCGCCGGUGGCAAGUUACGACUCGCUUGGAAACCCCGCGGCUCGGUCCAAAGGCGCCGGCGAGGGACGGAAGGGAGCGUUCGGCGCCGCCGCGGUACGGUACCGAGAAUGCCAGAAGAACCACGCCGUGAGCUUCGGCGGCCACGCUGUCGACGGAUGCUGCGAGUUCAUGCCGGCCGGCGAGGACGGCACUCUGGAGGCCGUGAUUUGCGCCGCCUGCAACUGCCACCGGAAUUUUCACCGCAAGGAGAUCGACGGCGAGAUGAGCUCCUUCCACCACCGAGCGCAGCCGCCGCCACCGCUGCACCACCACCAUCAAUUCUCCCCGUACUAUCACCACCGAGUCCCACAGCACCCAGCCGCCGGAGGCUACCUCCACCACCACCUCGGCACGCCUCCAAUGGCGCAGCACCGCCCGCUCGCCCUCCCGGCUGCCGCCUCCGGCGGCGGACUCAGCCGCGAAGACGAAGACAUCUCGAAUCCGAGCAGCAGCGGCGGUGGAGGUGGCGGCGGCGGGGGAUCCAAAAAACGGUUCCGAACGAAGUUCACGCAGGAACAGAAGGAUAAGAUGCUGGCAUUCGCGGAACAGCUGGGGUGGAGAAUCCAGAAGCACGAUGAAUCAGCUGUGGAACAGUUCUGUGGUGAGACGAAUGUGGAGAGAAAAGUUCUGAAAGUUUGGAUGCACAAUAACAAGAACACUCUCGGUAAGAAACCCUAAUUUCGGAAUUAUUGUUAUUAAUAUAAUAUAUAGUAUUCUUUCUCUCGAUCUUUCCGUUGGGUUCCAGAGAGAAAAUUGUAAUUUGAAAUUGAAUUAAUGGAGAUGAAGCUAGGGCUGUUCCUUUGGUUAA
Messenger RNA from Vigna unguiculata (cowpea), 1185 nucleotides. Its product is annotated as zinc-finger homeodomain protein 2-like. Gene Ontology annotation, cellular component: nucleus. Gene Ontology annotation, biological process: regulation of DNA-templated transcription; regulation of developmental process. Gene Ontology annotation, molecular function: transcription cis-regulatory region binding; DNA-binding transcription factor activity. NCBI's taxonomy places the organism in Eukaryota, Viridiplantae, Streptophyta, Magnoliopsida, Fabales, Fabaceae. The record is from RefSeq and is a predicted model, not a curated record.